Penicillium taxi is the source of this 1530-nucleotide messenger RNA. RefSeq lists its product as uncharacterized. The transcript has 2 exons. The coding region runs from base 1 to 1530 and encodes 509 amino acids. Lineage: Eukaryota; Fungi; Ascomycota; Eurotiomycetes; Eurotiales; Aspergillaceae. The record is from RefSeq and is a predicted model, not a curated record.
AUGGAGAGACGGGGACGGCUCCUAACACCUGAGCCUAGCGUUGAGCCGGAUGCCAUUGAAACCAAAUUGUCUGUAUAUCCGAAUUUGCCUUCCAUCAGUGAAGAUGAUGGAACUUCCUCUGUUGAGGAAGGUGAUACAUCAAUGGACGAGGCAAGUGAAGGAAACGAUGCCAGGCCUACCGAGAGUGAACCAGAUCCUCUCCCACAGCGGCUGAUCACGAUCAUACAAGAAUUAUGUGUGGACUCGAGUCUGGCCUUUCAGGAAGAAUUCCUUCAGGCCACACCAGACUACCAACACUGCCAGGACUUUUUUGAUAACCUCAACAAAAGAAUUGAAGAAUCUAAUAAGGAGAAAGAUGCCGAUCUUACCGAAGGAAAAAUAGACACAGAAACUUUCAUUGUUAAUAUUCGCACCUUCCGGGAGCACGCAGGCAGUUGCUAUGAUAAAAAAGAUAUUAAAGGUUGUUGGGCCGCAUUCGAUUCAUGCUCUAGCAUACUAGAUGGUCCAAUGGAAAAGAAAGCAGCACCUCCAGAAGAAGGAUUUGAAAGAGACAAAACUUCUAGUCAGAGUGAUAUUUCACCAUUGGAGUUACUCGAAUCUCGGGCAGCAGGGCAGUACAGUCGUCAUAAAGAGGGAGAGGUCUUGUAUUGGUGGCCUAAGGGUACAGGAUCACAAGCUUUUGUCCGUUAUGGAGACCCAGACACGUCAAUCUUUCGUAUUCGAGCUGGGUCUUACCAGCGCUAUAAUCCAUUGAAAGUUCCGCAGGUCUUCACCUCAGAGUGCCGCGGCACAGCCAAGGUAGUGGAUGAGACGAAGACCCCAGCUCGAGAACUAUGGAAGUAUAAUCGGGAGGAUGUGGCUGACAUUCUUGGGGUUGCUUGGAAGAUUAAUGAUGAUGAUGAGAGUGAUAUCGAUCCUCUCUCACUUCUUCGACCUGGACGGGGUGUAGUCUAUCCACAAACCAGAGCUCUGGUUCUUUGGAAAGAUGGCACAAAAACCCUCGAGGGAAGAGCUUUCAUUCGUCGUACUCUUCAAAAAGGCGACUACGCAAUUUAUCAAAAGGCCGAGGAAAUGGAGAAUGAUUACCGGGAGUUACAUGGUGACUUUAACGAACAAGUGGUUAGUGAAGGAGAUGAGAACAGUGAGAGUAACAGUACCAGCGAUAACGAGAACAAUGGCAGCAAUAACAGCGACGCUGAUAGCGAUACUGAUAGCGACAGUGAGGAGAAGAGAGACUAUUAUAGAAAGAAGAAACACAAUUCAUCGGAUGAGAGGCCUCGGCGCCAUGGUUACAAGAAGGAAAAGCCCAAGAAGACAUACAGUGAGCCACCUCGAAGCCAUCAUCGUACGAGGGAAAGAUCCCAGAGAAUGUAUAGCGAGCCCCUUCCGAGCCGUCGUCAGAGCCAGGAAACCAAGGAUCAGAUUCUCAUGCUUGAGCAACAACUCAAAAAGCUCAAGAAUAAAGGAAAAGCUCCAAGACAAAAGAAAAGACAGGGAGCAGGCCAGGGUAAUAGACACGAGAAGAUAUAA